Phyllopteryx taeniolatus (common seadragon) is the source of this 5335-nucleotide messenger RNA. It is a transcript of the gene skic3, whose product is annotated as SKI3 subunit of superkiller complex. Lineage: Eukaryota; Metazoa; Chordata; Actinopteri; Syngnathiformes; Syngnathidae. The transcript is spliced from 41 exons. The record is from RefSeq and is a predicted model, not a curated record. Bases 160 to 4860 code for a protein of 1566 amino acids. Gene Ontology annotation, cellular component: Ski complex. Gene Ontology annotation, molecular function: protein binding.
UUCCUCCGAAGAAGACAAUACGGUGGACUUACCUGUGAGGCAUUUUAUUAUGAAGAAUUUAUAGAGUGCUUAGUGCUGACGUUAUGCACUUCCGGGUCAGUUACAACCACUCGACGUUGUCGACGUAAACGUCUACAGUGACACUUAAGUGACAACACCAUGUCGAGUAAAGAAGUGAAAGCCGCCCUGAAAAGUGCCAGAGAGGCUAUAAAAAGCAAGGAGUUCAAAGAGGCGUUGAAACAUUGCAAGGCUGUUCUGAAGCUUGAGAAAAACAACUACAAUGCAUGGGUGUUCAUUGGCCUUGCUGCCAGUGAGCUGGAGCAACCAGAUCAAGCACAGACGGCCUACAAGAAGGCUGUGGAGCUGGAGCCCGAGCAGCUACUGGCAUGGCAGGGCCUGGGCAAUUUAUAUGAGAAGACAGAUCAGUGGGAUUUCAAAAUUGAGCUACCCAACGUCUAUCAGAAACUUGUCCAACUGUAUGCAAGCUCGGACAAAAACAAGUGUUACGAGGUGAUCGGAAAGCUGCAAGAGAUGUAUCAGUCUGACAAAGACUAUUCCAAGUUGGCACAGGUUUGGCUGCAGUUGAUUCAACUGAAACAGGAUGACGGCGCAGACAAGAAAGCCUUACUGCAGCUAUGGCAACAGAUGGCCCAGCUCCUGUCAGCCUGCCUCAGUGACAAUGAGCAGGAGACUGAAACACAAAAGCAUUUAAGCACAGCCUUGGAGAAGGCAAUGGUUCUUGUUGAGCCGACACCUGGAGAAGAGCACCAGAAGGUCUCUGCCGACUACAUCAAAUGUCUUUCCAAGCUGCCUGAAGAAGAAGAGAAAAUGAAACAAGCGUGCGAGUCGAUGCUUUCCCUCUACCCCGCCCAAAGUUAUCCUCUUGAAGUCCUUUGUUUUCACUACCUCAAAAAAGGUGUCCAGAAUGAGGACGCUGUCAGUUGGUUUUCACGGCUUCAUAAUUUAGCGCCGGACAACGGUUUGUGCGACUUGGGAUUUGGCACAAAAGCACUCCAAGAGGGCAGGUAUAAAGAUGCCAUUAAGGACCUUGCACAAGGAUUGAAGAAAAGGAACUUCGGUCCAGCGUGGUACAGUUUGGCAGAGGCUCAGCUUAAAGUGCACAAAUACUCAGACUGCUCUAAAUCGUGUGCCCAAGGUUUAACAGUGUGUGUGCCUGGUGACAAGGAACUGAGGAUCAGACUGCUGAAGCUAAGGCUUGAAGCUUUGGUCAGGAGUGGAGAGGAUAAGGCUGCAGAACAGGCUUUGGAGACAUUUUCCCUGAUCCCUAAUGCUGACAAAGACCCUUUACUAGUAGCCCUUAAAGGUCGUGCAUACCUCAACAGAGGAAAAGUAGUUGAGUCGUUAAAGGUGUCUUCACAGCUGGCGGCCUCAAACCCAAACCUGGCCCAGGUGUCGGCGCUGAGGGGACUGGCCCACUUAGCUGAGGACCAGAAACAGCUAGCAGAGCAGAAUUUCCUCAAGGCAGCAGCACAAAGCCCUGACUGUGGCGAAUAUUUUUUCUUGCUGGGCCGACUCUACUGGACUAUGGGAGAAGAGACCCGUAAAGACAGAAGCAAAGCACAUUCACAUUUUCUCAAGGCUGCAAAGUUGGACCCACACCUCGGUAGCGUGUUCCGCUACCUUGGACAUUAUUAUCGGGAGGUGGCCAAUGACUCAGGUCGGGCACGUGGCUGCUACAAGAAGGCCUUUGACUUGGAUAGUGAUGAUGCUGAGUCCGGCACGGCUGCAGUUGAUCUCAGCAUGACACAUGAAGAUAUGGAUACUGCAUUGGCAAUACUUCAGUCAGUGAUCGAGAAGGCCACUCCAGGUUCUGCUAAAUGGGCCUGGAUGAGACGAGCCCUUUACUACCUAAAGGUUGGGCAGCAUCAACAGGCCAUUGCAGAUCUCCAGGCAGCUCUGAGAGCAGAUCCGGAGGACUGGGUGUGUUGGGAGUGUUUAGGUGAGGCCUACCUAAACCGCCAGAGUUUCACAGCAGCUUUGAAGGCCUUCGGGAAAGCCCACAUCCUUCAGCCUACCUCCAUCUACAGCGUCUACCAGGCCGCUGCGAUCAAACAGACCCUCGGCAAGUUCAAAGAGGCCGUCGCUGAGUAUUUGCAAAUCACAGCACAGCAUGACUAUGUCCCUGCUCUGAAAGGUCUUGGUGAGUGUCAGCUCUCUCUGGCAAAACAUUUAAUGGAGGAUUGCAGAGACGGUGGAGCCAUAGACCUGAUUGAGCAAGCUAUACAGAACCUCUUCAAGGCUGCGCAGCUGCGAUCUGACUUGUCCUGUUUAUGGAAGCUGCUGGGAGAUGCAUGCUCUGCUGUCAGUACAGUGUCUUUAAAGAGAGCUCAGGUUCACAUGCCAGCAGCCCUAGCUGGUUUGGACCCCCAAAAUCAAGUCCACAUACUGAACCAGACUCAGACUCUCAGAGUUGGAGAGAGGUGUUACACUCGUGCACUGAAGCCCAUGCCAGAGGUCGCCAGCCUUUGGUAUGAUCUGGGACUCAACUUUUAUCAUCAGGCUCGGCUGACCCGUGAUGUAGAGGAGGAGCAACCAUUACUACUAGAGAAAGCACAACAAUGUUUAAGAAAGGCAGUCAUGAUGGACAGUGGCAACCAUAGCUACUGGAAUACUCUGGGAGUGAUCAACACAAGCAAAGGUCUAGAGAACUUGGCCCUGGCUCAGCAUUGCUUCAUCAAGUCCAUUCAAGUUGAAUCAAAUAACGUUGUGGCCUGGACCAACCUGGGCACCUUGUAUCUGAAAAAGGACAAUAUGGAGCUUGCUCAUGAGGCCUUUAAGGUUGCACAGUCAUUGGAGCCGCUGUAUGUCAACUGCUGGAUUGGACAGGCACUGAUAGCAGAGAGAGUAGGAAGCUAUGACACCAUGGAUCUUUUCAGACAUACCACCGAACUCAGCACACAUACAGAGGGAGUGAAAGGUUACGCCCACUGGGUGUGUUCCACCUUGUUGGAUAAGAGCAAGAGAGAGACUGAACAGUACCGCUACAACAUAGUCCAGAUGAAUGCCAUCUCUGCUGCCCAGGUGGCACUCAGCAAGUACACCGAAAGGAUCCAGUCGGAUGCGGAUGCGUUCAUUAUGCUGGGCUUCCUGACGGAACAUCUGCAGCUGAAUAGACAGGCUGUACAGGCCUAUCAAAGAGCUGUUGAGCUGCUUGAGUCCAUCUCCCUCACAGAACACUUGUCUUUUGCUCGGAGCAACUAUGCUCGUACUUUAUGUUCUUGUGGACGUUGGGAGGAGGCGAUCCAUGUUUAUAACUCCACUACCCUGGAGGAGCUCAGUGAUCUGACAGGGCUGGCUCUGGCAUACUGCAAGGCAGGACUUAUACCAGAGAGCAUCAGCACAUAUGAGCGUGCCCUGGCUGUGGCCUCGAGCGAAAAGGAGACAGCGUACAUCUUGACAGCUCUUUCCCUGCUACAGCACCAGCAGGGCAAUGUAGACUCUGCCAAGACCCUGCUGUUCAAAUGCUCCAUGUUAAAGGAACCAGUACCAGAGUCUCUUCUGUGUUUAUGUGCCCUUGGAUUGGUCCACAAUGAUACAACGCUAGCUGCCGCUGCCCGCACAGAGCUGCUCAAGCAAGGCUCGGCCUGUGUGACUUUUAUUGAGCAGCGGUGUCUUCUCACCUGCACCUUACUGGUGCUUCAGGGGAACUACAGUGCAGUACAAAGAGAGGCAUCCAGAGCUGUACACAGCUAUCCGGGGAACUCAUCUUUUUGGUCACUCCUGUCCAGACUUGUACCCCAAUACUACCCCAGGAAGGCAAAUGGGGGAGCCAUGGCCGGACACGUCGCCUGCCUCUCUAGUAUGACCCAGGGAAAGAGGGCGUUGCUGUACAGUGGAGUGAACCAGCUGGCCUGUGGGAGACACUCUGGAGAGGAUGCUCAAAGAAAUGCUCUGAAGACCAUGCAGAGAGCUGUGCUGCUCUGUCCUGACGAUCCAGCAGCGUGGGCAGGAUUAAUGGCUGCCUGUCACACAGAAAACACUUCCUGUUAUCUUUCUAGCUCAGCCCCUCGUAGGCAAGGACUAGAGCAAACCCUCAUGUCAGUGGUUUCUGAGAAAGUGCGUAGUGUUGAGGAGAUAGAGCGCCCCCUAGCCCAGUCUCUGGAAGGAUGGGUACUACAACAGGCAGUGAGUGGUCUUAUGCUGAGUGGACAACUUCAACAGGCAGAAGCACUCUGCUCACAGGUGCUGAAUGUGUCCCCAGAGCAUCCCACAGUGGUGAUGUCGCUUAGACAAGUACAGUGUCAGCGCCUCCUUGAGGCCGGCGAUGGUACUUUCCUUUCAGAAUCUGCCCUGGAGCAGCUUAACAGUGCUGUGAUGUUGAACCCCACAAAUAUCGCGGCGUGGCAUUGGUUAGCCGCGGUGUACAUCAGCCAGGGUCUGCUCAUGCAGGCAGUCAUGGCACUCAGGCACAGUUUGCAGCUCGCCUCCCAGCUCGGCAUGCACAGCAGUCAAGUAGCCAGCCUACUGCGACUCGGCCUACUAGCGCUGAGGCCCUGUAUGGCGGGUGUCCCUGGAAACGACUGGAAAGAUCUGGUCCUACAAGCUACCACAGAGGCCUUGAAGCUGGGCUCCUGCCCUGUGGCUCGCCUAAUCCAGGCCCUGCUCCAGUUUGUUGCCAAGAUGGCUGCCAGGGAUACCAGGCGACUGUUGGAAAAGCUGGUCUAUGUCCCCUCUCAAGAAUUCCCUGUGACUGUGGCACACGUGGCCAGCUGGUACCUGCUAAGGCACUUGCAUUCCAAAAAUGACCAGGAACUAAUUAAUGCACUUUUGGAGCACGCCAGAAUGAACGGGGAUCAACGAUUGCUGGACUUUCAUUUACAGCUUGUUUCUUCAUCCUGAAUGUUGCCCCAGUGCCUCUUUAAAAAAAUAUAUAUAUAUAAUUUCUCCACCCAUGAUGAUCUCAGGCCCCAUUUCACAUGGUGUGAUUUGAAUCUUAAAGGGACACUAAACCCACAUUUUUCCCCCCAAUACAUUGUAUGUUGCCAGCACUAGUCAAAACACAGUACUCUGAUUAAUAUUGUGAUCGUGGAAUAAUCCAUCAACGUAAGGGGACCGCCAUGUACGCCGAAUUCGUCAUCAGCCCUCGACGGGAAAUGGCGUCGAAGUGCAAGCAGCCCCUUACCUGUUAUUACAGCUCGUUAUAGAAAUUUAAUGGCUGACAAAUUUUGAGAGCGAUGGAUUUAAUCACUCGAUCCUGUGUACACCAUGCCUGAGAUGUAAAUCAUGGAAUUGCUGUCAACUGUCAACUCGAACUGUAGCAAAGAAUAAAAACGUAAAAUACCUUCUAAGAAAGAGGUAUGCAAAAAGAAAUCCA